UCUCUCUCUCUCUCUCUCUCUCUCUCUCUCUGUGUCUUUGUGUGUGUCCAACCAUGAGACAUUCAUGAGACCCUCCUGAGACUCUUCAGAGCAGUAAAUCGUCAGUCAGCCUCCGGUUCACUCGAAGUGAACAUCAGAUCUGUGGAGACAGAUUCCUGCCGGGAAUAUACUGCGAGCCGGAAGGAUACUCCAUUAUGUGGAUAUGAAUUUGAAAACCCAAAGUCAAUAUGUGCUUUCUCACAACUUUAACAUCAUGUGAUGUGUGCCCAAUGGAGACGACUACGAUACUCACUGCGACGAACGGGAAAAUUAUUCUUCAAGAACACCUCGAACCCAACGUCACGAGUCUUUCGAAUGCGUCCGCUCCGUUCCACCAUCACAUGAACAAUGUGGUGCUGGGGGUUCUGCUCGGCACACUGUCGCUUCUGACGGUCAUCAUGAACCUGCUGGUGCUUUUUGCCGUUAGAAAGGAACGGACUUUACACACGGUGGGGAACCUGUACAUCGUUAGUCUCUCAAUAGCGGAUCUCAUUGUCGGGGCGACAGUCAUGCCCUUGAAUCUGGUCUACCUUCUUGAGGACGAGUGGAAACUGGGUCGCCUUAUUUGCCAGUUCUGGCUGGUCAUGGACUAUGUGGCGAGCACGGCCUCCAUUUUCAGCUUGUUUAUCCUUUGCUUGGACAGGUACCGCUCCGUACGCCACCCCUUACAGUACCUAAAGUAUCGCACACGGGGAAGAGCGACGCUGCUGAUUUGUAGCGCGUGGCUGCUCUCCAUGACCUGGAUCGUUCCCAUCCUGGGCUGGCGGAUGUUUGCACGAGUCGACAGGAAGCCAGAGAUGGAGAACCAGUGCGACACGGACUUCCGCUUCGUGACCUGGUUCAAAGUUCUGACCGCCAUCCUCAACUUCUACAUUCCCUCCUUCCUCAUGCUUCUGUUCUACUCGCAGAUUUUCAUCGCAGUCCGUGAUCAUUACAGAGAGUGGGAGAACUUUGCCGGUCCGAUGGUGAAAACCGAAGCAGACGUCACGUUACAGAACGGCAUGCAGCUGCAGAUAACCAAAGCCUCGGAGAGAGAGAGUCUGGCUUCGCAGGCGUUCUCUCAAAACGAGGGCCUGCUGGAUCAGUACAGUCUGGAGCAGCCUUACAGCUCGAGGGACAAUAACGAAGACGCUGCCUCCGAGACAAAAAGGAAGAGUUGUUACAAGGCCAAAGCAAUGUUUAGUCUGUCGAAACGCAUGAGAAAGAGCGAGGUCUCGUUUCAGAGCGGAGAUGGGGAAACUGUUGCAGAAGGCCCUCCGUUACCUCUCGCCUUCCUGCAGUCCGAGAACAACGCUCAGCCCAAAGCGUUCAUGAAUGCAAACGACUGUAACGUGUUAGUGCCAAACUCUGUUGGCAACAUGUGUGAGAGCGCACCGACUGUGGAUGUUCACAAUUACACCACGAUUCUAAGCAAUCACAGCGCUCCGCCGUCCCCGCCGUCGCCCUGGGCUGAGAACAGCCCUCCGCUGGACGCCACCAACACGCUCCUCGCCAAACAAACAUGGCAGAAGCUCUGCGAACAGUCCAAGCAGAGCAUCCACAGCAUGCGCAUCCGGAAGGAGCGGAAAGCCGCCAGGCAGCUUGGCUUUAUCAUCGGUGUCUUCAUGGUGUGCUGGAUCCCAUACUUCCUCACCUUCAUGGUCAUGGCCUUGUGUGAGACCUGUGUGCAUCAUGACCUUCAUAUGUUCACAAUUUGGCUAGGGUACAUCAACUCCACCCUGAAUCCCUUCAUAUACCCGCUGUGCAAUGAGAACUUCAAAAGGGUGUUCAAAAAGAUAUUUCAUAUUGAUAGAUAGAGUUCAGGAGAGGUGAAAAACUGUCAGCACACCUGCUCCAUUGGUGUUUUCUGAAGCGUUUCUUGUGAUAUGUUUGCAGUUCUGUGAAUAUACCAUGCUUGUGUUGUUUUUCAGCAUCUUGUACGUACAGAGCAGUUUUUUAAUUAAUUGCUGGAUGUCAGUUUGUCACGUCUGCAAUCUGCGUCAGAUUAUAUGAUGGACUUAUUCUGAGUGUUUUGCGUACUUUGGCACGUAGAUCUGAUGUAAUCAUGGUAUAGUAGCAACUUAAAUAAUAAUUCAUGAAACUUUGCUAUUGAGGGUGAUGUACAGUCAGUACAGUUUUGGUUUGGUGUGUGUAAUGCCCUCUGCCGUUGAUAAUGUUUACAUAGCAGGUGUGGUGAGUAUAUAUAUAUUACAGGCGGUUUAAUCAAAUAUUAGUUUGGUCAAAGCGGUCCGUAAAGAGAUGGAAAAUCUUACAUCCAAACAGCUUCAGUUGAGCAUCGAAAUUCUGGGUGUAUGAUAAUCAAGCAUUUUCAGAUUGGCCUUGAAGUUUUAAAAAGAAGCAGUGGUGUAUGCAUACUAUGCACAAAUUGUAUGUAUACGUGGAGCUCCUGGAUGAUCUGAUCAUUGAUUUUAAAAAUAAAAAUUAUAAUUGGAGUAACACUGAUAUAAACUGUAACAUCUAAUGAGACUCAUUAAAACAUUAAGACACAUAAUUACAUAUUCAAAACAUUUGAGACAUUAUGUCUGCGUCUGAAAGCGUAGGCAGCUGGCUCGUUGCGUAGCUGGCCUUAUCAGGCAAUGACUUUGCAGGCAGUGUUUGCAUUUGAAGGCACCUCACAAAAUGACUUUAGACAGAUUUCUGAGGCAGCAUGAAAGUGGAAUAAUUAGUCCCAUUCAAUUCUAUUUUUCUUCAACAGUUUGAAUUAUUAGCUUUCAAUUAGUGCCUGUCCCUUUCUAUGAAACCAUGGAAUUGGUAGAACAAAAGUGCCAUUCAAAAUAAACUGAGAUGCAUAUUUGGCGAAUGUCCUUUAAUUUCAGCAUUUCCGAUGCAUGCCCUUUUUGUGAUGGACCUGUAGAAAGUCUAAAGUAAAUGGGAAAUGAGGAACUAUUUAAUGUAAAUGUUAUUCAUAUGAACUGAACCCAAAUAUGAGUUUGGUGACAGGUGAAUGCACAAUGAGAGCUGAAAGAUGCCACAUGCAAACAGUUGAACAUUGAAAUUCUGGGUGUAUGAUAAUCAAGCAUGUUCAGAAUGACCUUGAAAGCAGGAACUAUUUAAUAUAAAUUCAAUUCCAAUCAACUGAACUUAUUCAAGGUAAAGUUAACAU
This is a messenger RNA of Carassius auratus (goldfish), 3142 nucleotides long. Its product is annotated as histamine H1 receptor-like. Gene Ontology annotation, biological process: positive regulation of MAPK cascade; adenylate cyclase-activating adrenergic receptor signaling pathway; positive regulation of vasoconstriction. Lineage: Eukaryota; Metazoa; Chordata; Actinopteri; Cypriniformes; Cyprinidae. The record is from RefSeq and is a predicted model, not a curated record. Bases 228 to 1835 code for a protein of 535 amino acids. The transcript is spliced from 2 exons. Gene Ontology annotation, cellular component: plasma membrane. Gene Ontology annotation, molecular function: histamine receptor activity.